Molecule: messenger RNA, 522 nt
Organism: Meloidogyne enterolobii
Lineage: Eukaryota; Metazoa; Nematoda; Chromadorea; Rhabditida; Meloidogynidae
Source: the annotation of a GenBank genome assembly
AUGAUGGGAGCGCCGCCGUCUCUUUAUGAAUAUUUGAUAAGUGGAGGUCUUGCACAAAUUCUAGUGCAGCUGCUUGAAGAAAAUUUGGACGCGGCACUGCUUGAGCGUACUUUGAACACAACACAGCAUUCACUCCAAGACAGAUCCCGAAAUCGUUUAUACACUAUUGCAUUGUUCCGACGCGUUGGCUUGGUAGAGCAAAUUGCCAAAAUUGCGUUCAACAACUCAACUUUAAAUGAAGUUGAUCCUGCUUCUAAUUUGGCUGCUACAAUUCUGCAACAACAUUUUGGAAUCCAUAUCGGACGGGUGGAAGGGGGCGGAAAUAUUAGAGGAGUUGGGAGAAGGAAUGAAGAAAAUGAGGAAGAUAUUGUAGGCCAAAAUGUUCGCUGUGUAUACGAGGAAUCUGUGGAACUUGCAUCAGCAGCGUCAACAUCGAGAAAUGUAAACCAAAAUUCUUCAGAGGAGCGAAAGUCGAUUUUGGUCAGAAUUAAAAGAAUGGAUGAAACUUGUGAUAAAAAAUAA